Camelina sativa (false flax) is the source of this 1344-nucleotide messenger RNA. The record is from RefSeq and is a predicted model, not a curated record. NCBI's taxonomy places the organism in Eukaryota, Viridiplantae, Streptophyta, Magnoliopsida, Brassicales, Brassicaceae.
AUGCAAUUGUCUUUACAUCAAUUAGACAUUUCUAAUGCAUUCUUGAAUGGUGACCUCGAUGAGGAAAUCUAUAUGAAGCUACCACCAGGUUAUGCUGAGUUACAAGGAGAAAUUUUCUCUCCUAAUGUUGUUUGCAGGUUACAUAAAUCGAUUUAUGGUCUCAAACAGGCGUCGAGACAGUGGUUUUUGAAGUUCAAGACUACUCUUGUGGGAUUUGGCUUCGAGACAUGUCAUGGUGAUCAUACUCUUUUCGUGAAGGAAGCAAAUGGUCAUUUCUUGGUAGUUUUGGUAUACGUAGAUGAUAUUCUAAUUGCCACUACAGAUGCUACUAUGGCUUACCAUCUACGUGAUCAACUAAGUUCAGUCUUCCAACUUCGAGAUCUUGGUCCUCCUAAAUACUUCCUUGGCAUUGAAAUCGCCAGGAAUGAUGAAAGAUUCUGUCUCACUCAACGAAAAUAUGUUCUUGACUUGUUAGAGACUACCAGAUUUUCAGAUUGCAAACCUUCUGCUGUUCCCAUGAAGCCAGACCAACAAAUGUCUUUUACCAGUUUCUCUCGACGAAAGAAGAAGAAGAUGGUUAAACAGGACUUUGAGGGUGAUGAAGAUUAUAUUAUUGAGCUUGCAAAACCUACUGAUCCUACUCUUGAACUUCUUACGGAUACGAAGCAAUAUAGGAGAUUGAUUGGGAAACUUCAAUAUCUGACUAUCACCCGUCCAAAUAUUUCUUUUGCUGUGUCUAAAGUAGCUCAAUACUCCUCUGCUCCACGUAAGUUCCAUCUCCAAGCUGCACAUAAGGUACUUCGCUACUUAAAGGGUACCAUCGGCCAAGGCUUAUUCUAUGGAAAGGAUGAUUAUUUCUCGCUUCGAGGAUUCUCUGAUGCAGAUUGGGGAGCUUGUCCAGACAAUAGGCGCUCAGUUACUGGAUAUGCGAUUUUCAUAGGCCAGUCACUGGUGUCUUGGAGGUCCAAGAAACAAGAUAUGGUUUCGAUGAGCUCUGCUGAAUCCGAGUAUAGAGCCAUGAGUGUGAUAACUAAGGAGUUGUUGUGGUUUACCUACCUCUUGAAGGCUCUACGGGUACCUUUCUCUCUUCCAGUUUAUUUGUAUUGUGAUAACCAGGCGACUCUCUACAUUGCGAGUAACUCGAUUUAUCAUGAGCGCACGAAACAUAUAGAGUUUGAUUGUCACAAGGUUAGAGAAGCGAUUGAAGAUGGUGUCCUCAAGACCAUGUUUGUUCGCACUGACAAUCAACUUGCUGACAUCUUAACCAAAACUUUACAUCUGACUCCGUUUCGAAACAACAUAGGCAAGAUGGGAGUCAUUAACAUUUACUCAUCUCCAUCUUGA